Messenger RNA from Solanum tuberosum (potato), 573 nucleotides. RefSeq lists its product as uncharacterized. The record is from RefSeq and is a predicted model, not a curated record. Bases 1 to 573 code for a protein of 190 amino acids. NCBI's taxonomy places the organism in Eukaryota, Viridiplantae, Streptophyta, Magnoliopsida, Solanales, Solanaceae. The transcript has a single exon.
AUGGCUUCAGAAAACUUUGUGCAAGCAGCCAUUCCUCGCUUUGAUGGUCACUAUGAUCAUUGGAGCAUGUUGAUGGAGAAUUUCCUAAGAUUAAAGGAGUAUUGGCAAGUGGUUGUGGAUGGCAUACCAGAACCAGCAAAAGGCACAUCAGUGUCAGACGCACAAAAAGCAAAAGCACAAGCAGCAAAGUUGAAGGACCUCAAGGCGAAGAAUUAUCUUUUCCAAGCAAUUGAAGGUUCAAUCUUGGAAACUAUUCUUUCUAAAGAUACUUUUAACCAGAUUUGGGACUCCAUGAAGAAGAAAUAUCAAGGAUUGACGAGGGCAAAGAGGCAGCAGCUUCAAGCACUUCGUUCGGAGUUCGAAACUCUUCGAAUGAAAUCUGGAGAGUCAGUUAUCGACUAUUUUUCACGGGUGAUGACAGUCCUCAACAAAGUGCGGAUCCACGGUGACAAGUCAAAUGAAGUUACAAUUGUUGAAAAGAUUCUUCAGACCAUGACACCAAAAUUUAACUUUGUUGUUUGUUCUAUUGAAGAAUCUCAUGAUAUUGAUUUGCUUUCAAUUGAUGAAUUGUAG